AUGGAAAACAAAGCGGGGCGAGGAGAAGAGACAAACUCCAUUCAAGAAAUGAAAGAUGCCCGCAACUCUGGUUCUCAUUCACAACAGAUUGGCUUAGAGGAUCAGCGUACCAGAGAGGAACAAGGUCCAGAACAGGAUGACACACCAUCAGGACCUUUUUCUGACUGCAUUGCUGCCUAUGAAGAUGCUGCAGCAGAGAGCAGCUCAGAGCGACAAAAUGUUGCUGAGGUUACUCCAAAUCUCUCCAAUCGCAACACACCAGAGGACCAGCAGUCACUGCGGCGAGACAAAGAUGAGGACGCCGAGGAGUUAAUCAUUCUCGACCGUGAACACGUUCUGACCAAAAUGAACCAAGAGGCUCUAAACAAGCUGCUCAGGAAGCAACUGGAGAAGCUCGACCUUGACCUAAGAGAGAAGCGCGAGAUGGAAAAGGCAGAUGACAAUGAGUUGAGUGAGAUGCACAUGGUGAUGUAUAAGAUUCAGGAGCAGCUGCUCCAUCUACAAAGCAAAAAAGAGGAGCGUGAUCGGAGCAAGGCGGAGGCAGAAUCCCAACACCAACAGGCAGAGGACAAGUUACAGGUGGUGAAGCGCACGCAUGCCAGCAUCCUCAGCCAGGUCAUCAAGAGUAGAGCCACCGUGUCCCAACUGGAGGCGGAGGUGGAGAAACUGACGCAGCAGCUCCUCUACACACAAGAACUGAGUGAAACACUGCAUUCUGAUGUCAAAGCCAUGCAGAAUGUCACACGCAAAACUGAAGCUCAGAAAAGCCAGGCUGAAGACGAGAAACUGAAACAGGAUUUGUAUGUGGAACGUCUGACAAAGGACAUGGAGCAACUGACACAGCAGAUCGCGAUGCACGAGGUCCAGGCCGCUGCAAAGGCCAUGGAGAAGCAAGAAACUAAAAGCACCCUCGCUGAGGCAGAGGUAGAAAUGGAGUCCUUGGUGCUGUGGCGUAAGCAGUUGCUGCAGCAAUUGAACAGCAGCUUGAUGGCCAUCAGAAACCAAGACGAGACCAUCACAGCAAUGCAUGAAGCUAUGCACAUGGUAAAGAAUCAAGAAAUAGUCUUAGACAGAGAGAUUGAAGGCUACAAGAAGUCCAUUGCUGAAGAGGAGGAGCGAGAUGAGAUGUUGACCAUGCAGUUUAACAGAUUCCAGCUGGAAUGUGACGCCUUCAGAAAACUCAUCCUUCAGAGCCAGGCUCAGCAAGAAGCUCUGCAGGCCCGCUACACCUCCUGUGUCCGCACUCUGCAGGAGACAGCGCGCACUCUUACCUCAUUAAGAAAGGAAAGCAGUACCUACGAGACUGAAAUUAGCCAUCAGCGGAGGCAGGUGGAGAAAGAGAGCGCUGUGCGCCUGGAGUUGGAGAACAAGAUCAUGGCCCAUAUGCAGCAGAAGCUCACCCACACAAAAGCUGCACAGAAUUCCCAAAGACGUAUCAACAAAAUAGGGAAACUUAAGCAGGAGAUGAUCUCUAAGUUGUGGCAGCUAGAAAACGAGAUCAUGGCAGUGAAACUGGAGAGCAGUGAAAUCACCCAGCGCCUGGACAGCCUUACCAUCACCCAAAAGGACCAAGACCAGGAGAUCACGAAGUACAACAAGUUAAUUGCAGAGCGUGAGGCUAAGAUGUCUGCAUUUAGUACAGCUAUCGAACGGAAUCAGGACACCAUUGCAAAAUACAAGACAAAGAUCUCUCAAAUUGCAGCUGUGACUGGGUCUGAUGACCUGAAUCCUCUGCAGAUCAAGGCCAAAAACCUGUCUGCUGAGCUUGAGGAGCUAAACGUGACUACAAAGCGUGACCAGCAGCUCCUCAUGAGGAAACAGGAGGCGCUAAUGGAAAUGAUCCAGAAGAUUGAAGUCAACAACAAACUCAUAUUCAAACUGCAUACAAGCUACACUGCUCUGCAGCAAAAGAAAUCCUAUUUGGAGAGUCAGAUUGAUGCGGAGCAAAGUGAGAGCGCAGAGCAGGAGAAACACAUCAGUGGACUGAGAGGAGACUUGCUGAGGCUCCAAUCGCUGCUGAACAAGAACGUGGUGCUGAGCCAGGCCCUCAAACAGCAGAACACACUGAUGGAGAGAGACUUCAUUCAAAGGUUGAAGGAGGCAGAGGGGGAGUGUGUCAGCCUGCAGAUGAAAGUGGAAGAAUCCCAGCAGGAAAAGGAGAGACUCAUCGACUGUCUGAUGGAAGCUAAGCAACAGAUGAUGCUGUGGGAAAAGAAGCUCCAGCUAAUAAAAGAGACUCGUUCAACAGUGGAUGUGCACCAACACAACACUGACCAGAUAAAGACUGAGAUACAUUUGAAGAAGCUGCGGAUCAGCCAGCUGCUGAAGGAGCAGAAGCAUCUGGAGAGGGAAAGUGUGGCUGCAGUGAUCAGGUUGGAGCCCCUCCUCAAUCGCAGACACGAGCUUCUCCUCAACAAUAAAACAGCAAAGUGUGACCUCACACUCAAUAAUCGGGGCCUGCGACGCAAGAUGAAAAAAAUACAUCAGCUGGAGGCUGAAAGUGAGAAGGAGGUCAACGAGCUAAAGGAGCUGAGGGUGAUGAAAAGUGAAAAGGUUGCACAGACUGCACAGGAACUGGAGGAAAUGAAGAGGAGACAAGAGCACCAAGAAGCUGAAAUUAUAACUCUCCAAGACACAAAAGUAAAAAACCUUGCCUGCCUGGUGGCGCUACAGAGCAGAGCCAGGAGGCUUCAGGCGGUGCUCGAUGGUACGUACAGGCCUUUGUCCGCUGUGGAGUCUGUAGAAGACUCUCUGCAGAAAGCCAGCGGGGGUGUGUACGCCACCAACACAGCUGUCCGCCGCAUGUGUCAGGAGCGUCCAGAGUUCCAGGAGGCGCUGCACAAGGUUUCAGUAGCACUGGCAGCAUGCACGGAGAACCUGGAGAAGAUGUAAAGUGACACUGGAGUUGGUUACAACACGUACAAGAGAAAUAUAGAACUGCUGUUAGGAAAAAUUAAAAGAGAAAAGAGGAGAAUCCUCAGUGUGAUCAGUGAUGAUUCAUGUUAACUCACACCAGCUAUAAUACUUUAGAAUAGUUUUCUUCAUGAUAGUUCAGUGAUUAACUGCACAAGUGGUUAUUUUCCAAAUUACUGUGCUAAUCUACCUUAUAUGUUUGGUUUUUAAAAGUGAUAUUUUGGGUUCCUUUCCUAAAUGUGGGUCAGCAUCCCUAUUUGAGCAAUAAUCAAAUGAGAGAUUUUUUUUCCCAGUUUCAUUGAAGAAAGUGAACCAGUUUUCAAGUUGCCAUAUCUGGUAAAUGGCAACACAAAUAGUUAAUCACCAAAUAAUUAUACAGUUGUCCAAAACUUAAUUAAAGCAGACUUGAGGGAAUACCUAAUACCUAAAUAAAUAAAUUGUAUAUUUAAAUAUGUAAAAAGUGAGUUGCAUGGUUUGUUUAUUUCUAUUUGCUAAUAAAUAUUAUAUAUUUAACA
Thalassophryne amazonica is the source of this 3428-nucleotide messenger RNA. It is a transcript of the gene ccdc40, whose product is annotated as coiled-coil domain containing 40. The transcript has 18 exons. The record is from RefSeq and is a predicted model, not a curated record. Bases 1 to 2892 code for a protein of 963 amino acids. Gene Ontology annotation, cellular component: cilium; cytoplasm. Lineage: Eukaryota; Metazoa; Chordata; Actinopteri; Batrachoidiformes; Batrachoididae. Gene Ontology annotation, biological process: heart looping; axoneme assembly; epithelial cilium movement involved in determination of left/right asymmetry.